AUGCCGGAGGGGAUGGAGGUGGAUGAUGCGGCCCAGCGGCGGGCCGCUUCCACGGAGUAUCGGAAAAAACUCCUCCAGUACAAGGAGCUUGAUGCCAGAGUGCGCACAGGUCAAUCCGACUGUUUAUACCCCUUGAGAAAUCUUUCCUAGCCCUAGGCUUCUGCUCCCGCUUCACCUUUUCGCGGCAAUUCCAUUCAAUUGAGGGGAAUUUCAUGACCUAGAGAUGUCUAGGUUUGUAUUCCAUGUUUUCGGAGAUCUCGUGCGAAGGGAUAGGCGGGUUAUGUUCGGUGAAUUACUUUCUAAUUCCGUUUUCUUUGAGGUCGCGAUAAAGUAGUUGAUAGGUGCGGUCAUCUUCGGAUGGUUUGGAUCGCUUCUUGAGGACCAUGCGGCAUUUGAGUUGUCGUAAUUUUGAAUCUGCGGGCUAAUAUCAGAGAUCCUCUUUUCCUCUUUUCCUUCUUUCCGUCGUCGAUGGGAUUUGACUGCUAGACACAAUUUUUAGUUUCACUGUCUGCUAAACUUUUGUCGUCUACUGAUUCCCUUACCAGGUGUCGGACAAUUACGAGAAAAUAUUAUUCCAACAUAUCAAGAAGUUUUCAUUUUUAAAUUUGAAGAGAGUUAAUUGAAAAAUGGUUAUCAUCUGUUCAGAAAAUUUAUUGUUAGGUGAAAAUAUUAUUCCCUGGCCAUUCUGGGGCAUUGUAACGUGAUAACAUUUAUGUUCAAACAUCAUCUAGGAAUGUUUGUCCUCUCCGUCACAUUCUUCAGUGCUUCUUUCUAUCCCCAAGAUAAUUUAUUUUUAAGUUUUUUGUGAAACUUUAACGUUACAGGAGUAACUGACGCAUUGCAGUGGAGAAGUUUCCUUCUUUUAGAUAGUAAAAAAAGUGAUUAACACUACACGUUAUAAUGCUGAAAAUCGAUAGCAUACCUGAUGGUCAUAUUUAGGUCAACUAGUAUUGAUUUUUUGUUGGGUUGGCCCUUUAGGAUGCCAUGCUGUGAAGUAUUUUCCAAUAUCUAAUGCUGUGAAGUAUUGUUGGGCUGUCAUGCUGUGAUGUCAUGCAAGGUUUAGUUCAUUGGCCUCCUUUACCUUAUGAAUCAUAACAUCAGUGUUGGAUAAUUAGACCUUUACUUGAUAGUUCAUGCAUGAUACUUUUUCCGAUAUUUUGAUGAGCACUUUUACUUACUGGGAAUUGAAGUAACGAUUGUAUAGUUACGUUUUUUCCAUUUUCCUCUGUCAUGAACUGUUAAGCUAUCUUUCUACCGGUCACUGACAUUAAAAUUGGGAAAACACAGUGAAGGAAAAUUUGCGAGCAUCAAAAAAGGAAUAUGCUAAGACAGAAGAUGAUUUGAAGUCUCUCCAAAGUGUUGGUCAGAUGAUAGGCGAGGUGCUUAGACCACUUGACAAUGAACGCUGUGAGAAUCAGCCUGUCCUUUUUUUUGUUUUUUAAUUUGAAGUACUGUUAUUUUAAAUUCUUAUAUUUCGUCUAUAAUUUAUUCGAUAAUUCGAAAUGUGCUAUGCUGCAAUAAAAUCCUAAUUCGUCUUGUUUGGGAUACUUUUUCUAUGACUAAGAAUCCUCAACGUUAGGUUUUUAUUUUACCAUAUUAAAAAAUAUUAGAUGAUUGUAAUUUCAUACUUGAUCUAGCUAACUGAAGAUUGUACAAUGAAUACUUCACGAAAGAUUCUGUAUACUACGUGGUCAUAGUCAUGUUUGGAGAUAAAUGGUUGUCUGAUGGCAUCGUUUGACUCAGCUUAGAAUCAGAUCGAAAUCCAACCACCGGACAUUAAAGACAAAAUCAUAAUAGGACAUAAGUUGUCUUAUGUCAUUGUAGAUCACCUGAUUCUGUGAGGGAUGGGUUGUUUAGAAGGCCUGCUGGCCUUCCAACUCGUAGACCCAAGUAAGAGUGAAAAAAGAAGGGAAAAGAGAUUCCUGCUGCUGUGACCAGAAAAUGCUGCAGGCUGCAAACGGUAAAAGAAGAAAAAGAUGGAAGGAGAUGCCAGUAGUGCCAGGAAGAAAGAAAGAAAGAAAGGAAGAAAGAAGGAAAACAAACAGAGAACAAAGAAGAAGAAAAAUCAGCCAGCUUCUUCCUGCAGUGGAUGUAAUAGUAGGUUUCCUAAGAAAAUAUUUAUUUAAUUAAUAAUUACGCAUUCAUGUUUUUAAUUAACAGUUGCAAAUGUCCUUUUUAUUGAUAUUUGAUCGAUUGAAUGGCUGUUGUAGUUUAUGUGAUCCCAGUCUGCAUAGGAUCAAACCUUGCUGGUCCUAGGUCCUGAUAUUGUUUGGAGAUCAUGGUCAGAUUGGCCAUUUCUGUUAUGCAAUUAGCAACCUUACCAACUUCUUUUGGUGACAAAAAAGCUUGAACUUUCUAUUUAUUCUUUUACAGUUAUUUGUAGCUUUUCUGUUCUAAAAGUCUGGCUUAGCCUGCUAUCCAUAGAGCUAGAACAACAAGCUUCUCUGAAUAAAGAAAAUCGUUGUUAUGACAGCAGUUAUUUUGGACAUGUGGGUGUACAUUUUGAGUUUGUACUUUACUUCCCGGGGUAAAAAGUUGCUGAUGUCUGGUGUACAAAAUAAUACAAAAUGACAAAUUGGUGUACCUGUGACCCAAGACCUCCACCAGGUCCUUCUCCCCCUGCAACAUUCUCCCUUUGUCUAAUUUCAGAAUCUCGAAGAGACAUCAAGGCUUGUAUGCUAUCCAGCUUUCUUCCUUGCUUACUAAUUCCCAUGGAGUUGUCGAGUGUAAUGACCCUUACACUUUCUUGAUUAGAGAUAUUAAUGACCCUUACACUUUCUUGAUUAGAGAUAUUAAUGACCCUUACACUUUCUUGAUUAGAGAUAUUCUACAAACACUCUUAAAACCGUCGAACUAUUCUUAUUAAGCAUACUCUUUUUUUUCUGACGGAAGUUGUCGUUUCAUUCAGAUUGGUCACUUUGCCAGUUUGAUCUGGUCCUGAGAUGCUUUAUCCCCAUGCAAAGUGGCUGGGGUAUGGAACUAAGUUUCACUGGUUGAUGCUUGGAAGAACAGUUGAUAUGUAGGACUGCACCAUUAGAUUUUUUACGAUGUUUGUCAAAUUACGGUGGUCAGAGUUCAUAUUCGCUUAUGCUACCGUAUGCUUUCCACAUUAAUUUUAAUUUUCAUUGUCAUGUGCUUUAUAUGCUGAGAUAUAUGAUCCUUAAGAGUUAUGACAAAGUGUUUUAUGCAAUUGACAUGUAUCUCCAGUUAUAGUGAAAGCCAGCAGUGGGCCCAGGUAUGUAGUUGGCUGUCGAAGCAAGGUUGACAAGGAAAAGCUGAAAGCUGGAACUCGUCUGGUGCUUGAUAUGACAACUCUCACAAUCAUGCGGAUUCUUCCACGAGAGGUAUUUGUGUUCCAUUAUACAGUUUCAUUGUCUGUCCUCAUUAUAACCAAAACAACAGUUUUCUCUUUCAGUCUUUUAUUGAUUGACUUUUAUAUAUUAGUUCCCUCAUUUUUGUUAUAUUGGGUCUUUACUCUCAUUUUCCUUUGUCACACCACCAAGCAACGUUGAGAUGCUAAUAACUCAUAUCAUCUGUUCUGCACUCCUGGUUCCAGGUUGAUCCUGCUGUGUAUAACAUGCUUCAUGAAGACCCUGGUAAUGUUAGUUACUCUGCUGUUGGUGGCUUAUCUGAUCAGAUACGAGAACUGAGGGAGUCCAUUGAACUGCCACUUAUGAAUCCUGAACUGUUUCUAAGAGUUGGAAUUAAACCUCCGAAGGUAAUUGUUGCAUUAAACUUGGUUACACCUUUGGCCGGGUAUUUCCUCCGCCCGUAUGCUUCUAUUAUCCAAUUGAGUGGAAAAGCAAAGUACGAGGAUUUUAUUCAUGGCAAUUCAGUCUAGUUGCGCUGGGGUUAGGGAAAACUGUGGUUUCGUAUACUUCAUGGAGUUAUCCUCUUGUAAUGUUUUUCAGGGAGUGCUGCUCUAUGGUCCACCAGGAACUGGGAAAACAUUAUUAGCUAGAGCAAUAGCUAGCAACAUAGAUGCGAACUUUAUCAAGGUUACUCUUUGCUUCCAUUUGUUCUAAUACGUUAUCAUUUUGUAUAUUUACUUAUCCUGAAAGAAAAUGACUGGUGUAGGUUGUUUCAAGCGCAAUUAUUGACAAGUACAUUGGUGAAAGUGCACGUUUGAUCCGGGAAAUGUUUGGUUAUGCUCGUGAUCAUCAGGUUGAGAAUUUUUUUAUUUGUGUUUCCCUGAUUUUUUUUCUUUUUCUCAUCCGGUAGGUUGCUUAGUAUAGGAGUUAACUUUGGUGCAUACGGAUCUCUUUGUUUCAUUUCAUUUUGUAUCUGUUUGUUGUUGUCACCCUCAUACCAGUAAAAAGGUGUCAGUCUGUGCUCAACAGUUUAAUGCCCUUCAAUGCCAAUUAAUAACUAUUUUGGUUUUUCUUACACAAUGCAGCCAUGCAUUAUUUUCAUGGAUGAAAUUGAUGCUAUCGGCGGGCGCCGUUUUAGUGAGGGAACCAGUGCUGAUCGUGAAAUUCAAAGAACACUAAUGGAACUGCUUAAUCAAUUGGACGGAUUUGAUCAACUUGGAAAGGUAACUUUGUUGAUACACGAUGAGAGAUUAUUAAUAAAGAAGCCUAAGAAGUAGAAAGCUUAUAUUUCCACAGUUUUGAUGUCCUGUGAAAGCUAAGCUUGUGGAGCUCCAGACUAGUUGUUUGGUUUAUCUCGUUGAUUCAUCUACUUAUCUUGUCCAAUCUUAUUUCCCGUGAUAGAGUCGAAUGCUUUUUGCCCAAAAGUUUCUUUCAUUUUUGAAAAUCAAUUAAAUGAUGGUCAAAUGCUACAUAAUGGUUAAUUGCUAGUCGCCUUUGGAUCAUGCUCAUGCAUCCCAUAAAUCUCCAAUUGAUAUUUGACUAGAUGGAUUCAAGUAUUUUUGGCAUGUAUUUGGAUCUGUUUUCUAUGCACUCCCAAGAGUUAAAUCAUUUGUAGAAGAUGAGGUCUCUAGGCCAGUCUGUGGCUCAUUACUUUCUGCAUUGUAUUGAUGUGACUUUUAGUAAUAUCAUAAAACUUGCGGUCGAACGGAAGAUCUUAUGGUGUGAUGUCUACUCUCCUUUCCGUCUACGAAGAGAUGGGAGAUACGAUUUUGAAACCCUAAUGUUUCUUUUCUAUUUUGACAAAAUACAAAACCAAUGUGUGACCUGUCUCGCGCCUUAAAUCUAACGUUACCAUUAAUGAUUCAUUGCUUUCAUUCUAUGAUGCCGUUGAUAUUCUAGUUCUUCGAGAAUUAAUGAAGGAUACUCACAGCUAAGAACUGCUGUUUAUUCGAGAUUAUCCGAAAACCCUUGGGGCGCUUAUUAAAUCGUAAAUGAAAUUAUCUUGUGCCGUCCUUUUAAGAUGUGGAUUUCGACCAACUAUCAUUUGCUCAAAUAGGUCAAGAUGAUUAUGGCGACCAACAGACCUGAUGUUUUGGAUCCAGCACUUCUCCGACCUGGCCGAUUGGACAGGAAAAUAGAAAUCCCGUUGCCCAACGAACAAUCAAGGAUGGAAAUCCUCAAAAUUCAUGCAGCUGGCGUUGCCAAACAUGGAGAAAUUGACUAUGAAUCGGUGGUCAAGCUUGCUGAAGUGAGUCGUCUCCUAUAUCAGCUAUAGACGUGUGCAUCAGUUUUUUUUUUUUUUUUUUUUUUUUUUUUGGGUUACAGCUUUAGCUUAUUCCCUAUCAGGGAUUCAAUGGAGCCGAUCUACGGAACAUAUGCACAGAGGCUGGAAUGUCGGCCAUCCGCGCUGAGCGUGAUUACGUCAUUCAGGAAGACUUUAUGAAGGUAUUUUAUCCUUCUUCUCGGCAACAUUAUCUUGAGACUCGACUAGUUUUGAGUUACUGUUCAUUGUCAAACUCUCUCUCUCUCUCUCUCUCUCUCUCUCUCUCUCUCUCUCUCUCUCUCUCUCUCUCUCUGCAGAAUGAUGAUUUAUGUGAAGAUACUGUCCAGAUGGGUCUCCCAGAACGAUGUUUUAGUUCCUCAAUUAGGCGUUAGAUUAUUCAAUUGCGUAGACUUAAUUCGACUUUAUAUUAUUCUAUCGAUAACUAUCAUUUGUUAUUCUAUGUGAUGUUGCCUAUUCAUAGCUCUGAAUAAUCUGAGAAAUUAAUUUAAUUUUCAGGCCGUCAGAAAAUUAAACGACGCGAAGAAGCUGGAAUCAACUGCCCACUACAACGCUGACUUCGGCAAGGAUUAG
This is a messenger RNA of Spirodela intermedia, 6165 nucleotides long. Lineage: Eukaryota; Viridiplantae; Streptophyta; Magnoliopsida; Alismatales; Araceae. The record is from the annotation of a GenBank genome assembly.